Molecule: messenger RNA, 3858 nt
Organism: Lotus japonicus
Lineage: Eukaryota; Viridiplantae; Streptophyta; Magnoliopsida; Fabales; Fabaceae
Product: DNA-directed RNA polymerases IV and V subunit 2
Exons: 7
Coding region: 80-3706 (1208 amino acids)
Biological process (GO): DNA-templated transcription
Cellular component (GO): RNA polymerase II, core complex
Molecular function (GO): ribonucleoside binding; DNA-directed RNA polymerase activity; DNA binding
Source: RefSeq, a predicted model, not a curated record
CUCCAACACUCCAUAGAGAGUGAGCUUGAAGAACAAACCCUCUGAACCAAAACCCUAACCCCCUUUCCUUCCAUUUCCGAUGGGUCACAUUGGUAGCAGCAAGGACGGCAUUGGCAUCAACCUCGACGACGACAUCGUCGACGCCAUGGACGUCGACGUCGACUUCGACCUCGACGACGACGACGAAGAUUCCUCUUCCAACGCCGAGAUUCUCAAGGAGCUAGGAGAAGACAUGGUCAAGCAUUUCUGCACCAAAGCUUCCAGAAUGUUCUUCGACGAGCACGGCCUCGUCAGCCACCAGAUAAACUCCUACAACCAGUUCAUCGCCGCCGGUCUUCAAGCCGCGUUCGAUGCCUUCGGCGACCUCAAUGUCACGCCCAGCUACGAUCCUUCCAAGAAGGGUGACAACGAGCAUUUCAAAUACGCCACCGUCAAGUUCGGGAAGGUAACGCUUGAUCGGCCGAAGUUCUGGGGCGGCGCGGCGAAUGCUCAGGAGUUUAAGAUGCUUCCGAGACAUGCACGCCUUCAGAGGAUGACUUAUGCUGCUAAAAUGAAAGUCACUGUUGAAGUUCAGGUGUUUACGCCGCAUAAGGUUCGGAGUGAUAAGUUUAAGACUGGGAAAGAAGAUUACAUUGACAGAGAGAUUAUAAAGGAAGAUAAGAGAGAGAUAAUUAUUGGGAGAUUGCCUGUUAUGGUUAUGUCUGAUCUGUGUUGGAUGAAGGAAGCUGAAAAGGGUGAUUGCGAUUUUGAUCACGGAGGCUAUUUCUUGAUUAAGGGUGCUGAGAAGGCCUUUGUUGCACAGGAACAACUAUUUCUUAAGAAGCUCUGGGUUUCAAAUACUCCAGAUUGGGCAAUUGGGUACAAGUCGCUGAACAAGCGAAAUCGGUUGAUUCUGAAACUUGUUGGCAAUUCCAAAUUUGAAGAAAUAAACAAUGGGGAGAAGGUCCUGAGUGUUUAUUUCUUGGGUGUGGAGGUUCCCGUAUGGAUACUGUUUUUCAGUCUUGGCGUCUCAUCAGACAAAGAGAUCAUAGAUCUCAUUGAUUAUGGGAAUGAAGAUACCCAAAUUCAGAAUAUCUUCUUUGGAUCCAUUCGUGAUGCCGAUGAGAAAUGUUCUGGUUUUCGUAAAGGGAAGAACGCACUGCACUACAUGGAGGAACAUGUGAAAGGUAUCCAGUAUCCUCCUUCAGAGUCUAUGGAGGAGUGCCUGAACUUGUACCUCUUUCCUGGCAGCAGCGGUUUGAAUAGGAAGGCACGCUUCCUUGCGUAUAUGGUGAAGAGUCUGUUGCUUGCAUAUACGGGCCGCAGAAAAUGCGAUAACAGGGAUGAUUUCCGCAAUAAGAGGUUUGAGUUGGCUGCUGAGCUGCUUGAGCGUGAGCUGAAAGUGCACUUUGCACACGCCCGAAAGCGAAUGUCUAAGGCUUUGCAGAGAGAUCUGAAUGGAGAUCGUGAUGUGCGCCCAAUUGAGCACUAUCUCGAUGCUUCAAUUAUUACCAAUGGUCUCCAAAGGGCCUUUUCCACUGGAGCGUGGACUCAUCCUUAUAAAAGGUUAGAAAGGACCUCUGGUGUUGUUGCAAAUCUUGGGCGAACUAAUCCAUUACAGACCAUGGCUGAAUUAAGAAGAACAAGGCAACAAGUUCAGUACACUGGAAAGGUUGGGGAUGCUAGAUACCCGCAUCCUUCUCACUGGGGCAAGGUCUGUUUCCUCUCUACCCCGGAUGGUGAAAAUUGUGGACUAGUAAAAAAUUUGUCUGUCACAGGACUAGUGAGUACAAACAUAAGUGAAUCUAUAUUUCCUCAGUUGCUUGAUUGUGGAAUGGAAGAGCUUGUUGAUGAUACUACCACUUUUCUGAGCAAAAAAGACAAAGUCUUCCUAAAUGGGGAUUGGGUUGGAGUUUGUCCAGAUCCAAUUUCAUUUGUGGCAGGUCUACGGAGUAAAAGGCGUAGAAAUGAAUUGCCACACCAGGUGGAAAUUAAAAGAGAUCAACAUCAACAAGAAGUGCGCAUAUACUCUGAUGCUGGAAGGAUUCUACGUCCUCUUUUGGUAGUUCGUAAUUUGCUCAAGAUUAAAGGAUCUAAGUCGGAACCUCAAACUUUCCAGUCCCUAUUGGAUAAUGGUGUGAUUGAACUGGUAGGACCAGAAGAAGAAGAGGACUGCUGCACUGCUUGGGGUGUUCAGAGUUUAUUUGAAAAAGUGGGAAAAUCCUCUGUAAAGUACACACAUUGCGAACUUGACAAGUCAUUCUUAUUGGGUUUAGGCUGUUCACUUAUUCCAUUUCCAAAUCAUGACCAUGCAAGGAGGGUACUCUACCAGUCUCAAAAACACUCUUCACAGGCUAUUGGCUAUUCCACAACAAACCCUGAUAUUAGAGUUGAUACUUUAUCUCAUCAAUUGCAUUAUCCCCAAAAGCCACUUUUCCGAACAAUGAUAUCUGACUGCCUGGGAAAACCACAGCCACUAGCUCAAAAUCAAGUUCUUCCAAAGGCUGAGUUCUAUAAUGGGCAGAAUGCAAUUGUUGCUGUCAAUGUACAUAUGGGAUACAAUCAGGAAGAUUCUCUGGUGAUGAAUCGUGCUUCUUUGCAGCGUGGUAUGUUUAGAUCUGAGCACGUACGGAGUUACAAAUCUGAGAUUGAAAAUAAGGACUCUGCAGAGAAGAAACGGAAACCAGAUGAUAUUGUCAAUUUUGGGAAGGUUGAAAGUAAAAUUGGCCGAGUCGAUAGCCUUGAUGAUGAUGGCUUUCCAUAUGUUGGUGCAAAUUUGCAAAGUGGGGAUAUCAUUAUUGGGCGGGGUGCUGAGUCAGGAGCAGACCAUAGUAUUAAGUUAAAACACACUGAAAGGGGUUAUGUUCAAAAGGUUGUCUUAUCUUCCAAUGACGAGGGAAAGAAUUUUGCCACAGUUUCAUUAAGACAGGUUCGUAGUCCAGUUCUUGGAGACAAGUUCUCCAGCAUGCAUGGUCAAAAGGGUGUCUUAGGAUUUCUGGAGUCUCAGGAAAAUUUUCAUUUCACAAGCCAAGGCAUUGUUCCUGAUAUUGUCAUUAAUCCGCAUGCAUUUCCCUCACGACAAACUCCUGGGCAACUCCUUGAAGCUGCUUUAGGAAAGGGGAUUGCUGGUGCUUUAGAAAAGAGGUUUUCUCGUCGUGGAUUAUUGAGACAUGCUACCCCUUUCUCCACUCCCUCUGUCGAAGCCAUUAUGGACCAGCUUCACAGAGCUGGGUUUUCAAGGUCGGGAACUGAGAGGGUAUAUGAUGGGAGGACUGGUGAGAUGGUGCGUUCGCUCAUAUUUAUGGGCCCCACCUUCUAUCAGAGACUACACCACAUGUCUGAGGACAAAGUAAAAUUCAGGAACACUGGUCCGGUUCACCCGCUAACCCGACAGCCUGUUGCUGACCGGAAGCGAUUUGGAGGUAUCAAGUUUGGUGAAAUGGAGCGUGAUUGCCUCAUAGCACAUGGCGCAUCAGCAAACCUGUAUGAACGCCUCUUCACUCUGAGUGACUCGUCCCAGAUACACAUUUGCAGUAAAUGCAAAAAUGUUGCAAAUGUGAUCUUAAGGCCGGUGGCUGGUGGCCGUAAAAUACGAGGUCCCUAUUGCCGCUUCUGUGAAUCUGCUGAUGACAUUGUGGUAGCCAAUGUCCCUUAUGGAGCUAAGUUAUUGAGCCAAGAGCUUUUUAGCAUGGGCAUUAAUCUCAAAUUUGAAACUGAACUUUGCUAGAUGAGACAACAACUGUUUAACAUGUAGCAUUUCUAGCUCUUUCACCUAAAACUUGUGAACUCUGUGGUGUAUAUAUCAGUUCGGUUCCUGGAUGUUUGUUUACUUGAAUGUUUAUUUUGGAGUAGUGAAUGACAUGCACCCAGUUUAACUAA